AUGAGCGAAUCUGAAGCAAAAUCAGGGCCGACCACGCUAUCAAGUAAAGCUAAACAAGCUGCAACAGCAGCAACAGGAGCAGCAGCGAAUGGAGAAAAGAAACUAACAAACAAAGAGUUAAAAGAACUGAAAAAGCAGGAAAAGGCUGCAAAGAGAGCCGCCAUGAAGCAGGCAAAUGGUAUGUCCAUUGAACAGCAACAACAACAAGCGCAAAUGAAAAAAGAAAAAAAGCAGUCACAACGUGAACAGCAACAGAAGAGAGAACAAAAGCUAAAGAAUGCUAGUAAAAAGAAACAAAAUGAACGAAGCGUAAAGAAAAGUACGCUUUUUGGUCACUUAGAAACCACUGAAGAAAGAAGAGCAACAAUUUUGGCGUUAACAAGUGCAGUGUCAUCUCCAAAAACUUCAAGAAUUACUGCUGCUGGGUUGAUGAUUCCCGUAGUGGCCAGCGCAUUAUCAGGAUCAAAUGUGUUGACCGCCUCCUCCUUAACGCCCAUGGGCUCAAGCACGGCGUCCGCACCAGCAGCCGCAGUUCCCGCAUCGGCUACAGCGCCUACUAUCGCUCCUUCGACAGUACUCUCUGCUGCUUCUACUUCCACGUCAACAAACACUUCUACUGCUAUACAACAAGAGAUUUCCUCGUCAAGCGCAUCCGAUGUUGCCAAGACAUUGGCAUCUAUUUCACUAGAAGCAGGUGAGUUUAGUGUCAUCCCCGGUAUAUCUUCAGUGAUUCCUACAGUAUUAGAACAGUCCUUUGAUAGUUCGAGCUUGGUAUCAUCUGUUAAGGAAUUGUUACUGAACAAAGAUCUCAUUCAUCCAUCGAUUUUGUUAUUGACUUCCCAUUUAGCACACUAUAAAAUAGUCGGAUCCAUUCCACGUUGCAUAGCCAUGCUAGAAGUUUUCCAAAUUGUCAUCAAAGACUACCAAACACCCAAAGGAACUACCUUGUCACGUAAUUUAACGAGUUACCUAUCGCACCAAAUUGAUCUUUUGAAAAAAGCCAGACCAUUAAGUGUCACCAUGGGAAAUGCUAUUAGAUGGUUAAAGCAAGAAAUUUCAUUGAUCGAUCCAUCAACACCUGAUAAGGCGGCCAAGAAAGAUCUUUGCGAAAAAAUUGGACAGUUCGCUAAAGAAAAAAUCGAACUGGCUGAUCAACUUAUUAUAGACAAUGCCUCGACUCAAAUUGAAAAUUCUACCACCAUCGUCACUUAUGGUUCAUCAAAAGUUUUAGCUGAAUUGUUACUUCAUAAUGCAAUUAGUUUAAGAAAGGACAUUAAAGUCAUUGUCGUUGAUUCGAGACCAUUAUUCGAGGGUCGGAAAAUGGCAGAAACUUUAAGAAAUGCAGGUGUCAACGUCAUGUAUGCUCUUAUUACGAGUUUGGAUACAAUUUUCAAUAUGGAUGUUGACUAUGUGUUUUUGGGAGCACAUUCUAUUCUAUCCAAUGGGUUUCUAUACUCAAGAGCAGGUACAGCAAUGUUGGCCAUGACCGCCAAGAGAAGAAAUAUACCUGUAUUGGUGUGCUGUGAGAGUUUGAAAUUUUCGCAAAGAGUGCAAUUGGAUAGUGUUACGUUUAAUGAGCUGGCAGAUCCAAAUGACCUGGUCAAUAUAGACUACGAAAAUCCAGUUGAAAGGCGUGGCAAUAAAGGUGCGCUAUUAAAGCAAUUUAUUAAGGAAAGAAGAUCUGAAAAGAAAAAGCUAGAUUUGGAAAAUAAACCAAAGGGUAAUAAAACUGGUAGCAAGAACGGAUCUGUGGAAGAGAAUAAAGACACCAGUAACGAAGGAGAUAGUAACGAUAAGAACAUCUUGGAUGGAUGGCAAGAAUUACCCUCAUUGAAUAUUGUCAAUGUCCUGUACGAUUUAACGCCACCCGAAUACAUUAAGAAAGUCAUUACUGAAUUCGGCGCUUUGCCACCUUCAUCUGUCCCUGUCAUUCUGAGAGAAUACAAAGGUUCCGCAUAA
Saccharomyces kudriavzevii IFO 1802 is the source of this 1959-nucleotide messenger RNA. It is a transcript of the gene GCD2, whose product is annotated as translation initiation factor eIF2B subunit delta. NCBI's taxonomy places the organism in Eukaryota, Fungi, Ascomycota, Saccharomycetes, Saccharomycetales, Saccharomycetaceae. The transcript has a single exon. The record is from RefSeq and is a predicted model, not a curated record. The coding region runs from base 1 to 1959 and encodes 652 amino acids.